GUCGAAACUUAGAAAUUGCACAAUGGUUGUGGGCGUCUUUCCACUGGCGAAACUAGCUUUACUUGCCAUUAAGCACAUUAGCAAGCCCAUUGGCAAUCUGAUCAAGCAAACGGCCAAAAAGAAUAAGUCAUUCAAAACCCUGGUUGUUGCUCCUCCGGCGAGAUGUGAGUACAAUCCGUGGAAUGCCCACCAGUUAUCAUCAUAACCAGUAUAAUGUUCAGUAUACCACGUAAUUGAUGUGCGCUCCAAGAUGUGGAUGCUGGGACUUGGACAACCUCGUCUAAUUCCGCCCCUCACUGACGCGAUGACUAUCCAAAUGGGCGGUGAUAUCCUGGGCGAAAUGGUCAUCUUCAUUAUUGGCGCCACGCUGAUUGUAGGCGAGUUCAAAAGGCAAGCCAAGAAUGACAGGUUGAAGCACGAAAAACACAAGAUGCAUCGGGAGAAGCUGGAGGAAAGAAUUGGUAACCUCACCAACAAGGUCGCCCGCCAGACCAAGGAAAUCAAUCAGCUGAGGAGCAAGCUGGGAAGUAGGGAAACCUAUACGGCAUAUUGCAAUACAGGGGAUUUGGAAUGUAACUGAAUUGGCCUGGAAAUCUCAGUCGCCAGUAUAUUCGUGCUAAAUUUUAUGUAACGCACAAUGGUGAUUGGUAGUUUUCCAGUUGGAAAAAUUUUCAUUCAUGGCGUGAAACGGAUUAGCAAGCCAUUCGGAGACCUUCUGAUUUGGAUGGGCAAGCAUCAUCCCUUUAUACGGCGCUACAUCAUCAUUCCGCCUGCCCAGCUCUACAACACCUUUGAGGUCCGUUCCAAGCUUCGUAUGCUUCGAUUAAAGCAGCCCAGGCGGAUUCCACCCCUCUCCACUCCGGUCGCCACCAGAUUGGGCGCUGAUAUGCUGAGUGAGGCUUUUGUGUUUGGCAUCGGCGCGGGUCUCAUAUACUAUGAGCUUUCAAAAACAUAUACAAAAACCAAAAAACAGAACCAGGAAAUUGAGGAUCAAAAAAGAGUUCUAGAUGAGUGCGUGGACUGUAUCAGUGCAGAUGUGGAACGGAACCAAAGGGAAAUCAACUGGAUUAAGGCAGCUCUAAAAAACGUUGAAAAAUAAGGAUUUAUUUUUGUAUAAUUUUAUUAUGUAAUAAAUAAAUGAGUAAUUUUCAAGUU
This is a messenger RNA of Drosophila melanogaster (fruit fly), 1155 nucleotides long. RefSeq lists its product as uncharacterized. Lineage: Eukaryota; Metazoa; Arthropoda; Insecta; Diptera; Drosophilidae. Bases 638 to 1099 code for a protein of 153 amino acids. The transcript is spliced from 3 exons. The record is from RefSeq and is marked reviewed.